CUUAUCUAGAGGUCGUUUUAUUCGCGGAAAUACAUACAUAUAUGGUAUAUAAAAUGCAUAUGGUAAAGGUUUUCCCAAAGCCUGGUUUGACCUUAUUUUAAAUCAUUACUGUAAUGUAAAAAAAAAAAUUGAGUGUGGAGUUAAGUGUGUAAUAGUAGGUGAGGGGAGUAGGUAACGUAAAAUAUUUCUUGAAUUUCAGGUUUUUGUGGGACUAAUUAAUCUGCGGAAGAUUUGCAAUCACCCAGAUUUGUACACUGGGGGACCUCGUACCUAUGAUGGUUUUGAAUCUGGUUUACAGUGUUUUCUUUAAGCCUGAAUUGAAGUAUGGUUGGUGGGGUCGAUCUGGCAAGAUGCACGUCCUUCAAUCAAUAUUACGACUGUGGUCAAAACAAGGGCAUCGCGUACUUCUUUUUACACAGUCACGGCAGAUGAUGUGUAUCCUUGAAAAGUUGCUUAUAGAUGAAGGCCAUUCUUAUUUAAAAAUGGAUGGCACCACCACUGUGUCAUCACGCCAACCAUUAAUUGACAAGUUCAAUGGGGACACUUCAUACUUUGUCUUCCUUUUGACAACCCGUGUUGGAGGACUAGGUGUGAACUUGACAGGAGCAGACAGAGUUGUAAUAUUUGACCCAGACUGGAAUCCAUCCACAGACUCACAGGCAAGGGAACGUGCCUGGAGAAUUGGGCAGAUGCGCCAUGUUACAAUUUAUAGUGUUGAUGAACCUGUAAGAGAUAGGAAAAGAAAAAUGACUGUUAGGCGAAUUAUUAAGUCAUUAGCUAGCCAAGAAUCCUGUAAUGAUAUUGUUAAUGAUGUCAUUGUUGAUGAACCUGUAAUUUUUAUUGACCCUGUUCCCAGUUCUGUGUCUGUAUGCGCUCCUUUACCCAGCUCCCUCGCUUCUGAACCCAACAUCAUUGCCAGCCAGUCUUGA
Molecule: messenger RNA, 929 nt
Organism: Macrobrachium nipponense
Lineage: Eukaryota; Metazoa; Arthropoda; Malacostraca; Decapoda; Palaemonidae
Product: DNA excision repair protein ERCC-6-like
Exons: 4
Coding region: 273-929 (218 amino acids)
Biological process (GO): transcription-coupled nucleotide-excision repair
Cellular component (GO): nucleus
Molecular function (GO): ATP-dependent activity, acting on DNA
Source: RefSeq, a predicted model, not a curated record